Messenger RNA from Lactuca saligna, 1149 nucleotides. The record is from the annotation of a GenBank genome assembly. NCBI's taxonomy places the organism in Eukaryota, Viridiplantae, Streptophyta, Magnoliopsida, Asterales, Asteraceae.
AUGAGUAGCAUUUCUGAGCUAAAGACCGAUGGUAUUGGAGGCCCUUUACAGGUUAGAAUACUACGCAAAUUGAAGCACGAUUUAAGGCGCUAUGAAACCUGGUAUCUAGCUGUCGAUAGAUUUGGGGAUGCCAUACAGAUUCUUGGUCAACGAACUAACCAGAGCUACAUCGAAUCUGCUCUCAACCUUUCGCAGUACUACACCGUAUCGGAUUAUAGCUGCCCCAUGUUAGACAAGUAUAAAAAAUUCCUACAAAAUGACUUAUAUAUUGAUGUUGGCCUUAUGUCUAUGAUAGAACAGAUUCCGGACACACUGACAAUACCGAAAAACUGGUUUCAUUUUGUCUCAAAGCCGCAACUCAUAGAACUUGGGGACACACCAUCUUAUUACCCAGGGGCUCUACGUCACGGUUCAUCACAUGCUACACAUGUCUAUGUCAACCCAGACAUACCAGAAACAACAUCACUUAUAAACCUAUAUACAGGUCCCUCAAGACCGAUGCCACCACUAGCAGGAAUACCGUCUACCCUACAUGACAUGAGAAAGAAAACCAGAUCUGAGCUGCUGGAUAAGAUGUUCCUGGUGCGUGCAUCAAUCAAAGACAUUGUCUUUCAAAACAGUUGGUACCAAACAACAUGCCCAAUCUGCAAAGAUCCCAUCUUUAGAAGGGGCGAAAAAUGGUUCUGUAGUGCACAUGGACAUAUUGACAAACCAAAAUACAUAUACAAAUUCUUUGUUAUCAUCACUGAUGCAACGGACACCAUACAAGAAGCCAUAUCAGAAACAUCGUGUUGCAAACUUCUCAGGUCACCUCUCGACAAAUUCAUAUCCAACAAUCCACUGACGAAUGGAAACAUCCCGCCCGUAAACAUAACCAACGAGAGAGGAAAUACAAAAACAAUGUCCAUCCAAAUGCUUAGAGCUUCAACUCCAGAAAACAUACGGUUCAUAAUAAUUGACCACGACACACUAACAACAAUGUCCUACACAUCAAUUCCAACAACACCAGCUCCAACCAGAAUGACAAGGGCACGACAAAACGACACAUCACCGGAAUCAUCUGCAGCCAAUCAAAACGUUGCACGUCCUCUAUCCUAUGACCUUACAGGUGCUACCCCAACAGACAGUCGAAAGCAGAUGAAGAAAUAA